Messenger RNA from Neopsephotus bourkii (Bourke's parrot), 372 nucleotides. RefSeq lists its product as uncharacterized. NCBI's taxonomy places the organism in Eukaryota, Metazoa, Chordata, Aves, Psittaciformes, Psittacidae. The transcript has a single exon. Bases 1 to 372 code for a protein of 123 amino acids. The record is from RefSeq and is a predicted model, not a curated record.
AUGCCGGGCCACCGCGGCCUGCCACACUCCUGCCAGGGACCAGCUGUUCACCUCACACCGCGCUGCCGGGAGCCACCCCGCUGCUCCCCGGAGACUGCGGUGCCUCCAUGCGACCACCUCGGGCCCGUAAGGCCCGUGGGAUGCCCCACCGCCCGCUAUUCCAUGCGAGAGCUGCCUCGCCCGUGUGCACCCCCUGCCCUCGCUGCGAACACGGCCACGGCCACGGCCACGGCCCUUUACCCUGCGGACACCGCCCCACCCGGCCCCGGCCACCUCCCGGCCCUGCCUCACGCUCCCCGCCCCCGGCCGGGCCAAACCCCUCCCCCGUCUGCAGCAAGUGGCAGCGGGAAGGGCGGCGGCGCCAUCACGUGA